CACACACCACAUAUCAUCCACCCAGGAUCAGUCAGUCCUUGUGUUCCUCCGCUCGGACAGCUCCGUGCACUUUGCGCCUCCUUCCUCUUUUGUCAAACGGUGCCGCGAGUCCGCAAGACGGCGUGAGAGCAAGAGACUAACAAGCCGGACUAACCGCAGCGACACUCAACAUACACAACACGAUCCACCAAAAAACAACAACAACGAAAAACAGGUUCCAUCGGUUCACUGGGAAUCCGAAGAAGUGGGUUCGCGGCGGACACUCUUGCUGUGGGCAUCGAUCGCCUGUCCUCCUGUCGAGGGAACCGACCGAUCACCGCCAGUUCACUGCAGCGACGACGCGGCUCCAGCGAACCGCCACGGCCGGUCACCGGAGAGCGCAAUUGCGCACUGUGGUGCAGCCUUUUGUGGAGGUCCCCUCGCAAAGUUAGGGGCCAGAAGGAAGACGCGAUAGGAGGCAAGCGAGCCGACCCUUUCCAGUGCCGCUCUCCGGGCAAUGCCACUGUGAAUGCCAGGGCAAUGUCCCGUCGCAAGCAGGGGAACCCACAGCACGUGUCUCAGAGAGAAAUAGCACCGGAGUCUGAGCAUGCAGACUGCGGAGGAGGAGGAGGCGGCGUUGGUGGGGGCGGUGGAGGCCUUCUCGUUGGCCCCCUCCCAAACCACCUUAACCACCACCACCACAACAACCACCACCACCACCACCACCACCCCCCCACGCCCGGCCCGCACCUGGGCCUGCCCCACCCGCUGGACCCCAGCCUGGCCCACGGCGGCCUGCCCCCGGGGCUCCGCGUGGACCACGACCUGCUGACCUGCGGCCAGUGCCAGUCCACCUUCCCCCUGCGGGACAUCGUCCUCUUCAUCGAGCACAAGAAGAAGCAGUGCCAGGCGGGGCCGCCGCCCAUCGCCAACGGCUGCUUCGACAAGAUGCAGCAGCCGCCGCCGCCGCCCCAUCACAGCCACCGGCCCGCCUCGCACCUCACCGGACCCCCGGGCGCGCUGAGGAAGGCGGCGGAGCCGGUGGAGGUGGGCGUCCAGGCCACAGACCCUCAGAGGUAA
Molecule: messenger RNA, 1059 nt
Organism: Gadus chalcogrammus (walleye pollock)
Lineage: Eukaryota; Metazoa; Chordata; Actinopteri; Gadiformes; Gadidae
Product: B-cell lymphoma/leukemia 11B-like
Exons: 4
Coding region: 520-1059 (179 amino acids)
Biological process (GO): regulation of transcription by RNA polymerase II
Cellular component (GO): nucleus
Molecular function (GO): RNA polymerase II cis-regulatory region sequence-specific DNA binding; DNA-binding transcription factor activity
Source: RefSeq, a predicted model, not a curated record